Molecule: messenger RNA, 2399 nt
Organism: Lentinula edodes (shiitake mushroom)
Lineage: Eukaryota; Fungi; Basidiomycota; Agaricomycetes; Agaricales; Omphalotaceae
Product: serine palmitoyltransferase 2
Exons: 3
Coding region: 186-2228 (680 amino acids)
Biological process (GO): sphingosine biosynthetic process; ceramide biosynthetic process
Cellular component (GO): serine palmitoyltransferase complex
Molecular function (GO): serine C-palmitoyltransferase activity; pyridoxal phosphate binding
Source: RefSeq, a predicted model, not a curated record
CCUGGGCGGUAAUAAGCGGUAAUAUAGGUAAUGAUUAGCAAAUCGCUAUUACGAGCGUCAAAUCAAAUUCGAAUUGUAAGUAGCUCGGGCUUAUUUUCUGGCCUCAUACAUAUCGCGGUAUCGUUUUCCUCCUCCACUCUGUCACAUAAUACCGGCUACUGGGCUCUCCGCGUCCAACUUCCCCAAUGGCGCCGAAAAGCACCUCGCCGUCGUCUGUAUUCAAAAAACGAACUUCGCCGUCGCCUCUGACGUCCGCUGCCUCUUAUUUCUCUGCGCUUUCUCAAGUAGAUGCAAAGACCAGAAACGCGCAUAAGAGCUCAUCACCAACACCGAUGUCGACACCGGCCCUGUCGUUAUCCUCCUCGUUCACGAACUCGACGGCAGACACGCUUUUGACACAGGCAGACGUGGAGAACAGCCAUGGUCUCGCGUUUCCCGUGGAACCGCCGACUUCGGAGCAGGUCCAUACCACGGUUCAUACAGAAUUUGGGCACUGCUCCAAUGAAGCGCAUCGGCGCUUUUCUUCCCAUAUCCCUAAUACCCCAGUCCUUCAUCCUGAAGACAGAGAUCCACCGUACUAUGUCCUUCUUUCGACGUAUAUUAGUUAUCUGAUAUUAAUUGUUCUCGGCCACAUGAGGGACUUUCUUGGAAAACGUUUUCGCGCCAAGUCGUACAAGCAUCUCAUGCCCUCCAAUGGAUACGCUCCUCUUAAUUCAGAUUUCGACUCAUUCUACACUCGUCGUCUCAAGAAACGCAUGGAAGAAUGUUUCUCUCAGCCCGUCACUGGCGUAGCUGGUCGCACCAUUCAGAUUUUGGACCGUUACUCGAAAGACUUCAAUCACACGCAGACUUCAUUAAACACAGUAACCCGCGCACUCAAUAUUUCCUCUUACAACUAUCUUGGUUUCGCGCAGGCGCGUGGUGGAUGUGCUAAUGCCGUCGAGGAAGGUAUGAAAAUUUAUGGUGUCAGUACCUGUGGCUCGAGGCUCGAGGGUGGGUCAUCUGAUCUGCAUACUAUGACCGAGUCACUGGUAGCCAAAUUCGUUGGAACGGAAGAUGCUUUGGUUAGCUCCAUGGGAUUCGCAACUAAUUCGACCUACAUCCCAGCUUUAGUCUCUAAAGGGUGUCUUGUCAUCUCCGACGAAUUUAACCAUGCCUCAAUUCGGUUCGGUGUGCGGAGUAGUGGCGCACAAGUUCGUAUGUUCAAACACAACGACACGAAUGCUCUCGAGGCUCUGUUGAGAGAGGCUAUCAGUCAGGGACAGCCUAAAACCCAUCGCCCCUGGAAAAAAAUCUUGGUUAUUGUGGAAGGAAUUUUCAGUAUGGAGGGCACGAUGAUUGAUUUACCUACUAUCCUCGCCCUGAAAGACAAAUACAAGUUCUACCUUUUUGUUGAUGAGGCGCAUUCCAUUGGCGGUAUCGGUCUACACGGGCGGGGAAUCGCGGACUAUUAUGCCGUUGAUCCACGGAAGAUCGACGUUCUGAUGGGCACAUUCACGAAAUCUUUUGGUGCAGCUGGAGGAUAUAUCGCUGGGAGUAAAGCUCUCAUUGACCGUCUACGAAUUCGUAGUUACACUGGUCCUUAUGCGGAGGCAAUGGCUCCGCCAGUGCUUACUCAGAUUGUCGCUAGUAUGGCCAGCAUCAUGGGCGUUGAUAACCCCGCAGGUACAUCCAUGGGAUCUCUUGCACCUUCUUCUUCGUCUAGCUCCACACUUCAGCUUGCAUCACCAGAGACACAGUACCACCACCCCGGUCCUGUCCCUCAAGGCUUCCUCCCCGCAUGGAUUACACUUCCUUACGCGCUUUCUUCUGGAUUUGAAGGCCGUGAACGCCUCCGUCGUCUCUCUUUCAAUUCCUAUUACCUCCACCGCGGCCUUGAUAAACUCGGGUUUAUCACGUAUGGGCAUCCAUGUUCGCCCAUCGUUCCACUUCUCAUCUUCAAUCCUGGAAAAAUGAUGAUGUUCCAUCGAAUGAUGAAGGAUCGCCAAACACCAAUCAUCACGGUCGUCGUGGCCUAUCCAGCUACGCCGCUGAUCACUUCACGAGUGAGGUUUUGUGUCAGUGCGAGUCAUACAAAGGACGAUAUAGAUUGCAUUUUGAAGGCUUGUGAUGAGAUUGGGGAUGUUUUGGAUCUAAAGCAUGGGAUCAGUAGGAAGGAUAGAUGGUCUCUGGAUGAAAUAUGUCGGAGAGCGGUGGAGUUGGUUAAUCUUCCAGACCAUGAAAAUUGAUGGCUCGAUAUCAUACGUCCAGAUUGGAGCAGGGAAGAAUCACGAUAGAUUAGCGUAUACAUAUACCCAGACUUACAGAUUUGAAUACUAGUUUUUCACUAGUUGCCCCCGUCGGGGACACAAACCUUGCUUGAGGUGUUCUGGUAUCAGGUGCAAAUCGCACCUUUCCGC